Molecule: messenger RNA, 1469 nt
Organism: Cicer arietinum (chickpea)
Lineage: Eukaryota; Viridiplantae; Streptophyta; Magnoliopsida; Fabales; Fabaceae
Product: WAT1-related protein At3g28050-like
Cellular component (GO): membrane
Molecular function (GO): transmembrane transporter activity
Source: RefSeq, a predicted model, not a curated record
ACUUCACUUGGUGGCUAACCAAACCGAAUAACAAACUUUAUCCUUGUCUAAGGAGUUGAAAUUCUUAGUAACCGAUUACUAAAUUCAUAAUUAAUUAAUUAAAAUAGUUGAUCUAAAGGCCACUUCCAUUCAUUUUUUAACCAACCUUCGCAAAAAGAAAUAUCUCCAUAUUAUUAAAGUUAUUAAAGUGAGAGAGAGAAGAAAACAAAAAAUGGGGAGCGAAGGAACAAGGUGUAUAACAGGAGCAAUGAUUGCAGGUCAAUUUGUGGAAGUAGGUGGUGACACUUUGAUGAAAGCUGCCAGCAAAGAUGGAAUGAGUAUUUUUGUUUUCAAUUUUUACUCAAAUCUUUUGGCUCUAUCUUUUCUUGUACCUUCCACCUUUUUGUACCACAGAAAAAGAGCUCCUCCCCCAAUUUCAACAUCCAUUUUAUGCCGAUUGUUUCUUAUUAGUUGCCUCAGUACUACAGUGCAGACGUUAAUGAAUACCGGAAUUAGAUAUAGUUCUCCAAGUCUCGCAUCAGCUAUGGUUGACCUUGUCCCUGCUUUUACCUUCAUCUUUGCCGUUAUUUCAAGGAUGGAAAAUCUAAAUCUAAAACAUCAUAUAAGCCAGGCAAAAGUUAUUGGUACAAUGGUGUCAAUUGCAGGAGCAUUAAUAGUGACAUUAUAUAAAGGGAAAUCAUUGAUUGGUGAUGCCUUUAAAAGCACAGAAAUGAGAGCAAGUGGAAUAUACCUGUUAGAUAAAUCAGAGUGGAUACUUGGUGCUUUUCUUCUUGCAACUGCUAGCAUUACACUUUCUCUUUUAUUCAUUGUCCAGACUUGGACUAUCAAGGAUUAUCCUGAAGAGCUAGUGGUUACAACCAUUUGUUGCUUCUUUGUGGUAAUCCAAACUGCCAUUGUAGCUCUCAUUGUAGAAGGAAUUUCAAAAGCAUGGACACUCAAAGCAGAUAUGGAGUUGGUAUCUGUGCUUUAUUCGGCAAUUUUUGUGGUAGCCAUGAGAAGUGUUGUAUACACAUGGGCAUUUCGUAAGAAAGGACCAAUAUAUGUAGCUAUGUUCAACCCUUUAAAAGUGGCCAUUGCAUUUGGUAUGGGAGUAAUAUUUUUGAGAGACAAUCUUUAUCUAGGAAGCAUGAUUGGAGCAGCAAUAAUAGCCAUUGGAUUUUAUGUUGUGAUGUGGGCCCAAGCUCAAGAGGAGCACACAAGUGAAAAUCAUUUACCUCCAUCUUCGGCUCCUCUCUUGUCAACCAAAAGCGAUUAUAUCUAGGAGGUUAUUCUUUGUAAGUGACAAAGUAUGUCUAUGUGAGUUGCAAUUAUCAUACAUGUAAGGCUCACUUGAAAUGUCACCUACACGUUUUGAGUAAAUAGUUUGUAUAAGUUUCUUCUCUCUUUUCUUGCAAGUGGAACCCACGUGAUAAGAUUUAAAUUAGGAGAACCAAAUGAAUGAUUUAAUAAAAUCGUAUGUGGUACUCCAA